AUGUCAGGCGUCGCUUCGCUGUCCCAAAGGUUCCCAGAAGGCACAGUGAACCCGCCAACAGCGUUGGAGGACGAUACUCCCAAAGAACAGCGAGCAGACGCCAAUGACCGACAGCCACAUCCUGUGGACAGACAGUCACGGAGAUGCUCACCCAAUGUCCCGUCUGCUGUCUCGGUGGCGCCAAGUUCGCCAUCAGAACUCGAGAUAGAAGCCCUACAGGACGCAGAGGAAACGAGACGUGCAGAGACGAUUGACCGACCACCAGACGAAGACGAAGGCGUCAGACGACCUGUUAUCUAUCGACCUUAUGACCUACCGGUCAUCCUCUUACUGGCUCCAGCAUCCAUCUUCGGUGUCCUUUCUCGACUGGGACUUCAGGCAUUAGCAUCCUUCCCUGGCCAGAGUGUCUUCCCCUUGCUCUACGUGCAAGCCCUAGGAUGCUUCAUCAUGGGAAUAGGAUUGCGAUUGAAAGAGCCUCUUGGAAACUUCUAUGGCCCGUUCUACACUGCACUAACGACCGGUUUCUGUGGUUCUCUUACCACGUUCUCGAGCUGGCAGCUAGAGAUCUUUAAUGCAUGGAUCAAUGCUGGCGGUUAUCCACGGAGCGGAUUAUACAAUGCCGCGGAUGGAAUAGGCAUCUCCUCCGUCACCCUCUGUAUGUCUCUCGGAUCCCUUGCUUUCGGCUACGACGUUGCAUCGGUCGCUCUGUCCAGGUUGAAGUUCCCUGCCUUCCCGCCAUGGUGGCAGCGCUAUGCCAUCACCCUGUUGUCUGGGCUAAUGUACAUCGCGACCAUCCUCACCUACCUUUUUCUACCAGCUCGAUUCAGACACCAAGCAACCGCCGCCAUACUCUUCUCCUAUCCCGGAGCGCUGACACGAUACCUCCUUUCCAUUGCCUUGAAUACCAGGUUCAAGAUCUUGCCUGUAGGAACGUUGACCGCCAAUAUCCUCGGAUCAGGUCUCCUGGCCGCAUUCCACGUCCUGCAAAGCCUCAAUACACCGUUCUCUUCCAAUACCUGUUCCCUUCUGCAAGGACUGAUAGACGGAUAUUGCGGAUGUUUGACUACUGUAAGCACUUUCGCGGCGGAAAUUCGUGACCUCGGGUGGUGGAAGGCCUGCCGCUAUGCAUUCAUUAGCUGGGGCCUAGGCCAAAUUGUCAUGUUGUUAGUUAUCGGACCAGCGCUCUGGACAGGGUCAGCCCAAGACCAAAGGACAUGUUCGUUUUGA
Molecule: messenger RNA, 1227 nt
Organism: Coprinopsis cinerea okayama7#130
Lineage: Eukaryota; Fungi; Basidiomycota; Agaricomycetes; Agaricales; Psathyrellaceae
Exons: 4
Coding region: 1-1227 (408 amino acids)
Biological process (GO): fluoride transmembrane transport
Cellular component (GO): membrane
Molecular function (GO): fluoride transmembrane transporter activity
Source: RefSeq, a predicted model, not a curated record